Triplophysa rosa is the source of this 1930-nucleotide messenger RNA. RefSeq names its product primase and polymerase (DNA-directed) (gene primpol). Gene Ontology annotation, cellular component: nucleus; mitochondrial matrix. Gene Ontology annotation, biological process: replication fork processing; mitochondrial DNA replication; error-prone translesion synthesis. Gene Ontology annotation, molecular function: DNA-directed DNA polymerase activity; chromatin binding. The record is from RefSeq and is a predicted model, not a curated record. The coding region runs from base 147 to 1718 and encodes 523 amino acids. The transcript has 14 exons. Lineage: Eukaryota; Metazoa; Chordata; Actinopteri; Cypriniformes; Nemacheilidae.
AUGAAAUGGAAUGCAUCCGCAACUGUGAAAAGAAUAGCUUGUGUUAUAAAAAAAAGUGAGUGAGCAAAAUAACACGAAGUAAGCGACUAGAGAAAACAGAAGUUCGUGAUUCAACUUUUAAGACGAAUGUUUUAAGUGUUUAGAGUAUGGCCGGGGUAAAGUGGCAGGACAGAUUGAAGUCUCUGGAGCAGAGAGCUUUAUCCUUUCAGUCUGCCCCUCUGUGCUGUCCCUAUAAGCCGCGUCUGUCCCGCCCGUGGCAACCGUCCUCUGUGUGGAGACUCUUCCCACGCCAGAGCGCAGCCAUCGCCUUCAUUCAGCACAUCAAACAGAAUGUGCAUAUAUUUUCAUUGGAGAAGGAAGGCAGUGACGCUGGACAAAGAAUUUUCCUAGUGACCAGCUACAGUGAACUCUGGCACUAUUACAGGACUCACCGACAGUCUCUGAUGCACUGCUAUGAGGUCAUUCUCGAAGGAGCCGUCUGCAAACUCUACUUUGACCUGGAGUUUGACAAACCAUCCAACAUGCACCUGGAUGGCAAGGUGAUGGUGGCAAAAUUAAUUCAGUAUGCGUGUGAGAAGCUCGAGGAGGUUUAUGGUCUACACUGCUCUCCUAAAGACAUCCUUAAUCUGGACUCCAGCACCUCUGAGAAGUUUAGUCGACAUCUCAUCUUCAUGCUGCCCAAUGCUGCAUUUAAAGACAACGCACAUGCAGGGCAAUUUAUUCAUGAUAUCCUAAAGCCUGCUCGGAACAGCAUUCAGAAGAGCAACCCAGGGACAACCACAAUACCAGUCUGUCCAGAAGAGAGCGGUGGGGAUGUGGAAACAUCUCAAGCCAAGAGAAGAAAGUGUGAGGAGAGGGAUCUCAGCUUUUUAAUUGUGAAGAACAGAAAUGGACAGGAACAACUCUUUGUUGACCUGGGUGUCUACACUAAGAACAGGAACUUCCGCCUCUACAAGUCUUCUAAACUGGGGAAGAAUGCUGCCUUCACUGUUGCAGAGGACAAUGAGUACGUCCCAAACUCCUCCGAGCACACCAUAGAAGAAGAAAGCCUAUUUCUAGCCUCCUUGAUCACCAACAUCAGUUUUACAGGACAGAGGAUAUUGACAUAUGAUAAGCCAGAGAGGGAUACAGGAGAAUCUCCCGGUUUGACCCUGCAGAGACAGUCACAUAAUUCUGAGCUGAUGGGUGACCAGCAGCCGUCUCCUUUUAAAGAAGUGGAUGAUUUUGUGUUGACGGUCGUGUGCAAAGAUGGAAUUCAAGGAAACAUACGGCGAUGGAAUUACUUCGCGCCUGAGCAUCUGCUAGUUUAUGAUAUUGGGAAAUUUCGCUGGUGCCACAACGUGAAACGUUUCCACAAGAGCAACAAUAUCAUGAUUGUGGUGGAUCUCACAGAGGAGGUGUGGUAUCAGAGAUGCCACGACCCUAACUGCAGGAGACAGAACUACAGAUCCUCCAGCUACCCACUGCCGCAGGAGGUCUGCAUGAGCCACAUAUUGAUGGAGGAUGAAGAAGAUCAGGCAUAUUUAACAGAUGAACUGGGCAACAUUGAGCUUGUCCAGAGAUCUGUACCCGUGUCUGCUCCAGCACCGCAGGAGGACUGGGGAGACUCGCCCGAUGACCCGGCUUACCUGGAAGCCCUUCAGGAGGUAGAACAGGCGACUGAACUGGAGGAAGUCUCAGAUGAGCUUCUGCUCCAAGCAGUGACUGAGUGUGAAUGAUGGUAGUGUAUAGUCAACACUGGAUGCAAAGAGUUAUGAUGAUGAAUAUGCUAACCAUAUAUGAUGGUGAAUAUGUGCUAUGACGAACUGUUACUAGUGCAAUUUGACUUUUUUGCUGUAUAAACAUUUUCCUAAGAUACAGAAUGUGCUUAAAUGUUUAAAAGUAAUUUAUUUCAGUGAAUUCUUUUACUACAUGAAUUUUUAAUUGUAUA